Messenger RNA from Artibeus jamaicensis (Jamaican fruit-eating bat), 6916 nucleotides. It is a transcript of the gene STN1, whose product is annotated as STN1 subunit of CST complex. Bases 402 to 1517 code for a protein of 371 amino acids. Lineage: Eukaryota; Metazoa; Chordata; Mammalia; Chiroptera; Phyllostomidae. Gene Ontology annotation, biological process: telomere capping; DNA replication; nucleotide-excision repair. The transcript is spliced from 10 exons. The record is from RefSeq and is a predicted model, not a curated record. Gene Ontology annotation, molecular function: single-stranded telomeric DNA binding. Gene Ontology annotation, cellular component: site of double-strand break; CST complex; DNA replication factor A complex.
GAACUUCAGAAGCGAGUUGCUUCCGCGUGCCGGAAGGGCUGCGCCUGCGCGCUCCAGGGACCUGAGUGACCGGGAAGCGGGCGCCCUCGGGGGCGGAGGUUUGGGGGCGGUGGCUACCAGGGAGUCCGUGUUUCGUUUCCGCUUUCCGCUUUUCAAAGUUUCUUCCGGAAAGCCGGAACGUGCAGGAGCAAGCCGAUGGACAGAUACACCCACUGUGCCCAAUUCCUGUACGGCCACAAGGGCGCCAAUUCCUCUCUGCACCCCGCCCAUUAAAGCGGUUUCAGGGUACACCUCUGUGGACCUGUCUCCCCAAAGUGAAAAGUUUGUGUUUAACCCGUGGAUUCUGGGCUCAGUGAUGAGAGACUUUCAGGGCUGGCUGGAAGCCACAGCCCAGUCUACCGAUGCAGUCUGAAUCCAGUGGGUGUGAAGAGGAGACCCCUUCCCUCUGGUGGGGUUUGGAUCCUGUGUUUCUAGCCUUUGCAAAACUCUACAUCAGGGAUAUCCUGGACUUGAAGGAGUCCCGCCAGGUGCCAGGUGUUUUUUUUUACAACGGGCAUCCAAUAAAGCAAGUUGAUAUCUUGGGAACUGUUAUUGGAGUGAGAGAAAAAAACGCUUUCUACAGUUACGGAGUGGAUGAUAGCACUGGAGUUAUAAACUGCAUCUGCUGGAAAAAGCUGAAUAACACCGAGUCUUCCUCAGCAACUACAGCUGCUCCAAGUGCAAGAGAACUGAGUUUAACUUCACAGCUUAAGAAGCUGCAAGAGUCCAUUGAGCAGAGAACAAAGAUAGAAAUUGGGGACGUCGUCCGGGUCAGAGGUUACAUCCGCACGUUCAGAGAAGCACGAGAAAUUCAUGCCACUUCUUACUGUAAAGUAGAUGACCCAGUGUGCAACAUUCAAAUUGCAAGGAUGCUCGAGCUGCCCAGUGUCUACAGGAAAGUUUAUGACCAGCCCUUCCGCAGCCGAGCCCUAGAAAAAGAGGCGCUAUGUAAAAAUCCAGGUGCCCUGGACCUUGCCAAUCUCACGUGUUUGCUGAGUGAAAAAGCUAAAGAAUUCCUCGUGAGGAACAGAGUGCAGACCUUUUACCAGCAGGAGUUGGAAAUGGUGGAGUCCCUGCUGUCCCUGGCCAACCAGCCCGUGAUUCGCAGCACCUGCCCCGAGCGAGCAGAUUUUAAGAAUGACACCACUUCCAAGGCAAUUCAUAGCAUAUUUAAGAGUGCUAUAAAGCUCCUGCAGGAGAAAGGAUUCAUUUACCAGAAGGACGGCAGUUUUGAUAACCUCUUCUAUGUAACCAGAGAAGACAGAGAACUACACAGAAAGAUCCACCGCAUCAUUCAAGAAGACUGCCAGAAACCCAACCACAUGGAGAAGGGCUGCCACUUCCGGCACAUCUUGGCCUGCGCCCGCCUGAGCGUCAACCCGGGCCUGAGUGAGCCCGUGCUACAGCAGGUGCUGGAGUUCCUGGAGGACCAGAGUGACAUCGUAAGCACAAUGGAGCAAUACUACAUAGCGUUCUGAGGAUGGGCUGUAGGCAGCCCUGGCAGAGCCGGGCCAGCGAGAAGGACCAAGUGGUGUUCAUUUCCAGGCCCUGGUUUUAAACAUCAUGCAGAGGCUCAUAGGUCGGGAGGCAGUUAUCUUAUAAUCAACUAUGAAAUAUGGUCAUUUGAGGAAUGGAAUUUGGCAUAAAUUCUGUAGGCUGCCUUCUACCUGCUGUAUUCUUGGGAUAAAGUGACUAUUAUCUCAGCCACACAUACAAGAAAACCCUCUCGUUUGACCUCCUCACUGGACUGAGCAUCCUUGGUGAAGCAGGAAGGGUGGGCGGAGACAGUGUUGGUGGCUGAAUCGCUGUGUGUGGGUGGGACUCCCGUGGUGAAGGGACAUCACACGGUAAAGCCCGUGGAUGUGGGAUUGAAGAGCAUGCAACCAGAUCACACAGGCCUGAAACUUUUUAAAAGGUUAGACUACCAGAAAUAUUCUUGUUUGUCUGCUUAGUAGUUGAGAACCCUGCAUAGGAAGCUAACUGUCCCUGAAUGAGUGCCGUGGAAAUACGCUUUCCAAUGGUCAGGCACCCACGGUGCCUCAUGAGUUCUGUGUUCAGUGCUUUUACAGACCCACCCAGAGAUGGCAGUAAAUGGGUCCCAGGCAUGGCUCUAGGUUUGUGUUUUUUUCUGAGUCACAAGGUGUCUCCACACACAGACUUGGUACGUGCGCAGACAGGUCAUAGAGUCACACCUCUGCUCCGAAUGACAAGGUCAAGGGAAAAAAUCUGAGGCAUGUAGAGGGCUUGUUCCAACAGCAAGGUGACAAACCCAGCCAGCAAAAAUCAAAUGUGGAGAAAGAUUUGGAGCUAAUUACAGUGCACGGCGUUUGCUCUUGAUGUGACGAGCUCUUAGCAGCUCCGCAGCAGAGCCUGCAGACCUGGGGACUUGCUCUGCUGUGUGUGGGGGUGAAGUGGUUUCACACUCAGAAGUCAGCUGCAGCUCCUCACAUCAGGCGGACGGCUAGUGCUGGCAGGUGGCUGGCUUCCUGUCACAGGCUUUUCCGACUUCACCCAGACCUCUGCCCUAUUUCUAUCAGCAAUUACCCAGAUGGCUGCCCCGGGUCCUCCCUGUGGUGUAGAAGAGGGUCUACCUGGAGUGAUACCCCCAUGGUUCUUCCCUGAAGGCAUUGGCUGUUCCAUGUUGAAUACAUCUCAGGUUACUGGAGCUGCCAGGAAGCAGCCUUGGAUGAGGCUGUUAAAAGGGCACACUUCUCUUGUACAUAGCAGCCCCACUUCUAGCGUUGAUCCCACGGGGAUGGCCACAUGAGUGUGAAAGGACGAGUGCACGAAAUGCCCACUGCUGUAUGUUUCAGAGUUCUGUGUUGGGGAAAGGAUAGGAAAAGAUAGAGUAUGUGUAUACAGUGAAAUACUACGCAGCCAUUAAAAUGAUGGGAGCAGACAGACGUUAUUGCCAUGGAGCACUGUUCCCAAUAGACUUUAGUGGAAAGAAAAUCAAGUUACAGAUCCAUUUAUAUAGUACAAUACUACUGAUCUAAAACUGCCUAUGUGUACAUAUGUGUCUAAUAUAUCUGUAUAGAGAGUUUCUGUAUGUACCUCUGUAUAAAUAUCGCACAUGUAUACAUUUAUAUAUUUUUUUACUGGGUCAGAGGUAUCAGUACAUUUCCCUGCACUGGGUACAUACAUGACUAAAUAUAGUGCCCCUUAAUGCCCUGAAGUUCCCGGAGGCUUUUGGCCAAUUAUCUGAAAAUAAUGGUAGACAUUAUUUUCAAGGUUAUCGUUGAAUGUGCAGGAUGUCCUGACCCCAUCCAUCCACAGACAGGUGCCCGGGCAGGUGGUGGAGUCACGCCUCUUUUCCACGUGACCAGUCCGUGCUCCUAGAAGGGCUUUCUGACACCGCAUUCCGAGUGCUCUCGCUCAGCCGCCUCUGCGCAGCCCUCCGUCUCCCUGAGGCUCUGGGUUCAGCCCCAGACGUGUCUGUCUAGCUCGCCUUCCUGGAGGUCUCAACCAGUCUCGUGGCUCCAGUCAUCCAUAUGCUGAGAAAUUCUGUAAUUUACAUCCAGUCGGGACCCUUCUGAACUGCAGACCCCUGCUUCCAACUUCCCGCUGAGCCCUCCACUUGCCCUUCAAAUGGUCUGUCUCUGAGGCACGUGUUUCACACCAUUUCCCAGGGUUCCUCUGUGGGAACUAGCUCCAUGCACCACACUACCCGCUAACCACAGCCAUCCGUGACUGGCUGCCUUCCCCGCCCUUCCCCGCUCCCCAUUCCUGUCUGAUACGCCUCCGAGCCCUUGUCUCGGGGUCAGCUUCUGGAUGAACAUAAAUGAACACGCUCAUAAAUAUAUUAGAAAUGCUGUAUGAAUCACAACCACACCAGACAGAGAUUACUAGAAAUGUUCACCAAAGUGAUACACUUGUUGCCUCAGAAAGGUGAGAUGUCGGGUGCUUUUUAACUACAUGUCUAUUCUUUGAUAUGUUUACAAUUAGCAAGAGCCACAAAAAUAAUAAAGCUGUUCUCCCCACCCCACACUCGCAUUACCUGAGUCACGAGCAAACUAAGAAUGAGGAGGACCUUAUAUCCCACAGCAACAUAGUAACUGACAGAUGAGGGAAGUCCCUGGAAAACCCUCCGGGGCCAGCCACAGCCGGGUCACUUCCCAGGUGACCGAAGAGCCCCCAGACGGCUCCUCUGCAGAGGAGGAAGACUGAGCAGGCGUUCUGCUCUCAGUGCGCACAUGUUUCGGGGGGUGCGAACACUGACCCAGUUUAUGUGAGCAAGAAGACAAAUGCUACCGUCUGGCCAAGGGUUUGUUUGAAGAUCCAUGAUUAUCCCCAUCUGGGAAGCUCCCAGUGCUUCUCAUCCCUCUAAAACACUUCUUUCUAAUUACUCUCCCUUCUGAUGGUGUGCCAGGACUCUGGCUGAGAGAAAGCCAAGUGGGAAGAAGUCUACACAGUGAUGAAGAACCCAGGUCUUGGUGCCAAGGAUCGAAACCAAGCAAACUGGUCAUUUUCCGUUGGAGAAAACAACCAGACUUUCUUAUUAGUGUGGUUUCUUCUCUACAAGUGGCCUCUAUAGCCACUACCCCCACAGAAGCAUCUCGUUUCCAUAUUAAAUUUAUGUGAAGCCCACGCGCACACUCACAGGCCACGAUGAGGCCGCAGCAGCCUGCAGCGGGCGCUGGGAGAAGAGCAAGGCCCUUCUGCAGGGAAACGGCCCCUGCGGAGGAAGGACCCGGCAGCAGUUUUUAUUCGCACGAUGGUCUGCUGGCGGAGGCUCGAGUGUGAGCCCAGAGCCCCGCAAAGGAGAGUUUUUAUGUAAUCCAGAAUUUAUUUUUCAAAGGUAGCCUGUUUUCUUUGGACUUUUAUUAGAUAAACCCACACAGGGUAAGUCACAGCCCAACCCAAGCUUCUAUGCACAAGAAUACUAGGUCAAAUUCCACAUCCCUGAAGAGACUCGAGUCCCUCCCUGCACGUCAAAUGAAAAUGAUGGGUUUUCAUUUUGGAACAUGCAGAGAGGAGUUUCAAAGGCCACAUCAUAGCCCCAGUCAUUUUUAGGUGGAGACAGUAAAGUAGUGUCUCAUUACUUCAGACUGAUUUGGUAGAAAGUUUAUGUAAAUGAGCCAAAAGUCUGGGUUUGAAGCAGUGCCAUUUUAUCACUUUGGGUGUCCGUGUUCCAUCUGAGUUACCACGAGGAAACAUGUCGCUGUUCUUAGGGAACCUGCUGUGAUGAAUAAGAAAUAUCUGAAUUGUGUAUCGUUAUUACUCAAUGUCAUUUAAUUAUUAUGUAUCACUUAAUAUUAUCAGUAGGUGAUUUAUAAGUACUUGAACAUUAAGAAAUUGGAAAACAUGUCUGUGCAAAAACUUGUGCAUGCCUGAUUACAGCAGUAUUAUUUCUAAUACUGCUGUAUUAUUUCUAAUACUGCUGUAAACCACCAAAAAGUGGAAGUGACCCAAAUGGCCAUCAGCUGGUGAAUGUAUUAAAACAGAUGUGGUGUAUCCCUACGAUGGAACAUUAUUCAGCCACAAAAAGGAAUGAAGUGCUAAUGCACCUUGAAACCAGUGCGCUAAGUGAAAGAAGCCGGAUACAAGGGACAAUGUAUUGCAUGGUUCCAUUUAUAUGAAAUGUCUGGAAUCUACAGAGACAAAAAAAAUAGAUUGGUGGUGGUGGUGGCCUGGGGGAAGAAGGUGAGUGACUGGUAUAUGGGGUCUUUUUGGGGUAACAGAAAUGUUGCAGAAUUAGAUCGUGGUGGUGUUUGAAAAACUCUGUGAGUAAAUCAAACCCACUGAACUCCUUCACAUUUUUAACUAGACCCUUAUUGAGAAACAUGUCAUUGGUUUCCAGUUUGUUGUUGUGGUGACCAAUUCUGCAGGAUUUGUACAUUUUUGUACAGUUUUCUUUUCUUGGCAUGUGUCUGUGAAUAUAUUUCUGUGAUAAAUUUCUAGCAGUGCAACUGGUAGGAGAAAGCAUGAGCAUUUAAAAAUUUGAAUAGACGUUGACAGGUUACCCCCUGCAAAGACUGGUCCAUUUCAUACUCCUGUCACUGAUUUGUAAGUCUGCCCUUUGUCCUCAAGCUCACCCGCACCUUGUAUCAUUGAGAGCUCUGAUCACUGUCCAUCUGAUGGGUAAGAACAAUUUCAGGGUUUUAUUUGCAUUUAUAUUUCUUUAGGUAUGAGUGGUGUUGAGCCCAUCAGUUCGUUAUGGGCAACCUUUAUACAGACGUAGUUCUCAUCUGGACAUCAGACAUUGCUGGCAGCAGAGGCCAAGGGCAGCCAGGGCCACAUGUUCUAGCAGGGGUAUCAGCUACAGAACCGGCCCAGAGGCAGGCUGCUGCGGUCUUAGGUGGUACACAGUGGGGGUAAACAUCAUGAAGAAGCUGAAUCUCAGGGUUCCCAGUCUGAAACUUCAGGUGGUUACGUGUGUGUGCAGAUAUUCUAACAAUACAUGAAAAUAAAACCAAUCCCUCAGACCUGUCAUGAACCAGAUGUCACUCAGCUCUGGUUCAGUGACUCUGUCCCCAGUCAGAGUCAUGUGAAAAACAGGUGACUUGUAAGAAAGUGCUUAAGUGGAGAAGAUAGUUUUAGUAACAGCUGCUCUUAUCGCUGUUUCCACUUUAAUCAACAUAGCCUAAUUAUAUUGAGGCUGUGCUUGCAUUCUCAUUAUUGAUUGGGUUUGGUACUGUUAGGGACUGGGCAACACCCCUUUCGAUAAUGUGCUUGGCUAGAAAUUGCUUCCUCUGCGAAAAGGGUUAUUUUUUUCCCAAAGAUAAUCAGUGAAUGGAGGAAAGAAAGCAGGAGUGAAGACAAAGUAUCUUUCCACGUUUAGCCACUUUAGAGCUAAUGUGAGCUCCAGCAAAGCCACAAUAACGUCUGUCUCAUAAGCUGCGAUGUGUGAAAUGAUUAAAUUGUGGAAAGUCCUGAA